Chilo suppressalis (striped riceborer) is the source of this 2018-nucleotide messenger RNA. The record is from the annotation of a GenBank genome assembly. Lineage: Eukaryota; Metazoa; Arthropoda; Insecta; Lepidoptera; Crambidae.
UAACGAUUUGUAGAAAUGAAAAAAAAUGUAGGUAGAAACAAAAACUACAUAUUGCGGCAUUAUAAAAAUUUAGCACAGACUGACCUCUUUAUUUUAUUUCACGUUAUAAAGUAUAUAGACGGUAAAAGUGCGAAAAAUUUAUGUUUGAAAUUACUUAAAAUGUUUAUAAAUCCACGUAUUCUGUCCACGGCAGCGGCAAUAGCGGUUUCUUGUGUUGUUUCUGCGGCGGCAUAUUAUUACAAACGUCGUAAUACGGAAAUAAACGAAGUCAUGAUAUUUUGUAAAUUGCAAUACAAUGCAUAUAAUUGCUUCGACAAGCUAAUAAGUUUUAUGGAAUCUGCAAAGAAAACCGUCCAUGUAUGUAUGCCUGGCAUCCAUAAUCCUGCAAUCCAAGGAAGAUUGGUCGAGCUCAUAAUGAAGAAGAAUAUUAAGGCUCGCAUAAUAAUAGACCGUUCUGGAUACAAUGAAUCAACAGAAUUCCUAUUGCAAGAGCUCAAAGAAGUAGGAGCAGAAAUAAGGAGCUUAGACAAUGAAGCCAUUAACAAAAUGCAACACAAAUUUUGCCUAGUCGAUGAUGAAGUACUUAUGACAGGAACUCUAAAUUGGGGGAACGAUCGAUCAUCAGACCACUGGAAUUAUGUUUACAUCACUAAUAAAACACAGUUAGUUGAACCAGUAAAAAAAGGCUUCUACCAAAUGUGGAAUGAAUUCUCUAGUGAAAUAACAGCUGCUACAGAUUCUGAAAAGCAGGAUAAUAGUGAUGUAACUGCUAACCUAUUAGAGGAAAACUUUGUUUACAUUGAUGAUUUUGAUACAAACAAGCUCAACCGAACAGCUACUCCCGAAUUAUGUUUAGUGUAAGAUUUAUAUCAUUUAUUAUGUAUUUUCUUAAAUGAAACUGUUACAAAUGUUUUCAAAACAGGACAUGCCCAGUAUUUUAUCAAACAUUAACAAUCAUUUUAUGCCAUAGACUUUAUAUUGUUGUAGUAAUCUAAUUAUGUAAUUGUGUUUUACUAAUAUGAUUUUAGGUGAAGCUGGUAUUUUCAGUGUGUUUUACUCUUGUAAUUGUUUAACUAUUUUUACAGUUAGCUAUUAUUUUCCAUUUCAAGGUUUUUCCAUGAUAUGAAACUGCUUUUUGAAGAAAAGUGUUUCUUCAUCUUAUUUUUUUAUUUCACCAAUUCUAUUUUUCAAUAUUAUUCUGUCUUAUUGUGAACUUGCAAUCUUUAAAAUAACAAAAUAUUACAUGUUACAACCAGCUUAAUGAAAUAUUUAUAAAUUAUUUAUUUUUAGAAAAUAUUAUUUAUGUAUACUGAAAUAAAUUAAUUCAAUAUUCUUUAAUAUUUUUAAUUUUUAAAUUCUAUGCACAAUCAGUAAUAAGUACUUAUUUAUCUAAGCUUACCUGCUAUGAGUACAGUAAUUAAAUAAACUUAUUCUAAUAAUAUCAAAUCAAGAAUACAAAAUAUUAUUCCCUAAUAGCUUUGUAUUUAGCAAUUUCAUUAGGAAAUGUCUUAGAUAGCUCUUGAAGUAGAUGGCUCUUAAAGCGUUUAUAUGAAUCAAUUUUUCCUUUUACUUCUUCAUUCUUAGCAAGAGCUUUAUCAAUACAAUCCUUUGUAUACAGUUGUGGAUUGCGUCCUUGAUCAAUGUAGUCAAAUACUUCAGUUGGUACAUGAAUGUCGUGAACUUGUGACUUCAAUUUAUCCACUUCUUGUAAUCCAGUUACCAAGGACUGUAUUUUUUGAUUUAAUACACUUUGCCCCUGUGGCUGAAAAUCACUUACAAUAAUUCUAAUUUGUCGAACAUUUUCUAUGAACAUCUCUAGCUGUGUCUCAAGAUUCUCUAAUGGUGAAGACAUGAUGACCAUAUAUUUUGCAACUGAAGCAAAGUAUCUACAAUCCGCACUAUAAUUUUAAAUAAAAUGGCUAUGAUUAAAUUGGAAAAAUUAAGAAGUUAUGAAUUUAGUAACAUACUUCUUUCUUUGAUUUAUGUGCAGCAAGCACCACAGAUGUGGAUGUGGACGA